UUGUUGUCAUGUGAAGACCACAUUGUUUAAUACCGGAAGUGAGUUAGUGUCUCAACAUUUGGAAGAAAUGUCCUGCCUGAAUCCAGAAGAAAAUGGGGAUGAAAAGAAAAUUCAAUCUGCUGUGCCCUGCCUUGCACACACAACUCCUCCAAAUGCUGACAGUUUCAGACCAGUAGAACAUCAUGAGAACAGCAUCACCCUGCAGUGGAAUAAAGUCAACAACAAUGUCAGCUUUGUUCUCCAGUUUAAUGGUACAGAGACAAACAUCAGUGUUCCAGAUGAAGAUGGACCAGUAACUCACACAGUCUCAUCUCUCACUGCUGGAACUGAAUACACAUUCACUCUCUACUCUGUGUUUGAGAACGUCAGAAGCAGUGGAGUCAGUAUUACUGCAGCUACUGCUCCUCCAAAUGCUGACAGUUUCAGACCAGUAGAACAUCAUGAGAACAGCAUCACCCUGCAGUGGAAUAAAGUCAACAACAACAUCAGCUUUGUUCUCCAGUUUAAUGGUACAGAGACAGACAUCAGUGCUCCAGAUGAAGAUGGACCAGUAACUCACACAGUCUCAUCUCUCACUGCUGGAACUCAAUACACAUUCACUCUCUACUCUGUGUUUGAGAACGUCAGAAGCAGUGGAGUCAGCAUUACUGCAGUCACUGCUCCUCAGAAUUCAGAAGGCCUAAUAUCAUCAGGACAAACUGAGAACAGCAUCACUCUGCAGUGGAAUAAAGUCAACAAAAAUGUCAGCUUUGCUCUCCAGUUUAAUGGUACAGAGACAAACAUCAGUGUCCCAGAUGAAGAUGGACCAGUAACUCACACAGUCUCAUCUCUCACUGCUGGAACUGAAUACACAUUCACUCUCUACUCUGUGUUUGAGAACGUCAGAAGCAGUGGAGUCAGUAUUACUGCAGCUACUGGUCUUCCAAAUGCUGACAGUUUCAGACCAGUAGAACAUCAUGAGAACAGCAUCACUCUGCAGUGGAAUAAAGUCAACAACAACAUCAGCUUUGUUCUCCACUUUAAUGGUACAGAGACAGACAUCAGUGCUCCAGAUGAAGAUGGACCACACUGUAAAAUCUAA
Molecule: messenger RNA, 1081 nt
Organism: Oreochromis niloticus (Nile tilapia)
Lineage: Eukaryota; Metazoa; Chordata; Actinopteri; Cichliformes; Cichlidae
Product: tenascin-like
Exons: 5
Coding region: 68-1081 (337 amino acids)
Molecular function (GO): protein binding
Source: RefSeq, a predicted model, not a curated record